AUACAGCUGUUCAACACUGUGGACAACAAGUUGCUUUUUAACAACCGGGAUGAUUGUGCUUUCUAGGAAAACUAUAAAAGGUGCUUCAUCGAGCUUCUGGAUGCAGUCUCUUGGGGCUCUGGUGUUGUUCUGUGUGUUCCAUUCGAUAUCUGGAUACUCAGAAAGAGAGAGAGCCCAUGAUUUGAUGUCCAGAUAUCCUCUUAUUGAUGGUCAUAAUGACCUCGCUCUCCAGCUGAGGAUCCUUCACGACAACCGCCUGAGCCAAAUUGAUCUUCAUAAUGUCAGCAAAGUGGCCACCGACAUCUACCGUCUGCAAGCGGGCCAUGUGCAGGCGCAGAUGUUUGCGGUCUAUGUGAUGUGUGGGGCCCAGCAGAAGGAUGCUGUGAGGCUGACUCUGGAACAAAUAGAUGUGGUCAGACGUAUGUGCACUGAGUACCAGGACUUUGAGCUGGUUACAUCUGCCCAGGAGCUGAAGAACGCUGAGAUGAGGCGUAAGAUCGCAUGUCUGAUAAGCGUCGAGGGAGGCCACUCUAUUGACAGCAGCAUUCCAACCCUGAGGAUGUUGUACCAGCUCGGUGUCCGCUCCAUGGCCCUGACACACACCUGCAAUACACCCUGGGCUGAGUCAUCCUCAAAACUUUACAAUGUCUUUCAAAGACAGAACAACAGCCUGACAGAGUUUGGAAAGGCCGUGGUGGACGAGAUGAACAGACUGGGGAUGAUAGUGGACCUCUCCCACACUUCUUGGGACACAGCCUUGGCCGUGCUGAAGCAUUCCAAGGCCUCGGUUAUUUUUAGCCAUUCAUCCUCCUACUCUAUCUGCAACCACAGCCGCAACGUACCUGAUUGGCUGCUGCACGAGCUGAAAAAGAACAACGGGUUGAUCAUGGUGAAUCUCCACAGCAAAUUCAUUUCCUGCAAAGAUGAGGCCAACAUCUCUCGGGUGGCUGACCAUUUUGAUCACAUUAAGAAGGUGGUUGGAGCUGAAUCCAUAGGAGUCGGAGGGGACUUUGAAGGUGCUGUGAGCUUUCCAAAGGGCUUAGAGGAUGUGUCAAAGUAUCCCGCUCUGAUCCAGGAACUGCUGCAAAGAAAGUGGACUGAGGAUGAGUUGGCUAAUGUCCUCCGAAGGAACUUCCAACGAGUGUUUGAAGACGUCGAGAAGGUCCGCGACCAGUUGAGUUCCAAACGGCCCAGUGAGGUCCAGAUCCCCUUAGAGGAAGUGCAAAACCCCUGCAGGCUGGUUCUCAGACCUCCUGGCUCCACAGGGCUGCGCUCCGACCAGAACACCUCCUCCGGGGCAGAACAUGGAUCACCAGGUCUGCUAAUCCUGGUCCCGGUUCUGCUGCUUGCCAGCCUAUUUGUGACUGAGUGAACAUUUCAGUUCAGCUGCACCGUCUUCUUUAAAGUGCCUCAUUUUCCACAUAAAGAAAGAAGAGCUUAAUGAGUCUGCUGUAGCCAUUUGUGGGUCAUCACAUGUCAGUAAAGAUUAGGGGGGGAUUAAUCACUUUCUUGCAGUACAGUAAAACUUCUAUGUUUAGCCCCGUUUUUGCAGUAAUUUAAAUACCAACUCCUGUAAAUACAAUAAAUACACAAAUGAUAACUCUUCUGUAAGGCCCUGUACAAUUUAUUUUGGAAUUAAUUUAUUCAGUAUUUAUUUUACUGCUGAAUAUGUUGCACCAUGUUUGACUUGAUCUCUGUGAAAAACAUGAAGGAGGAUGAUAAUGCUGAUAAAUAAAACUGCAGAGAUUGCACUGUAA
Molecule: messenger RNA, 1757 nt
Organism: Stegastes partitus (bicolor damselfish)
Lineage: Eukaryota; Metazoa; Chordata; Actinopteri; Pomacentridae
Gene: dpep2
Product: dipeptidase 2
Exons: 11
Coding region: 50-1372 (440 amino acids)
Biological process (GO): proteolysis
Molecular function (GO): metallodipeptidase activity
Source: RefSeq, a predicted model, not a curated record